Messenger RNA from Lotus japonicus, 986 nucleotides. RefSeq names its product thioredoxin domain-containing protein 9 homolog. Gene Ontology annotation, cellular component: cytoplasm. The transcript has 3 exons. The coding region runs from base 63 to 704 and encodes 213 amino acids. Gene Ontology annotation, biological process: microtubule cytoskeleton organization. The record is from RefSeq and is a predicted model, not a curated record. NCBI's taxonomy places the organism in Eukaryota, Viridiplantae, Streptophyta, Magnoliopsida, Fabales, Fabaceae.
UUUUUAUUGAAGAACAGAGCGAGGGAGAGAAAGAGAGAGAUCUGGGAGUGAAAGAAAGAAAGAUGGAUAAGGGAAAGAUCCAAGAGGUGAUCGAGAAGCAAGUCCUCACGGUGGUUCAAGCCGUCGAGGACAAGAUCGACGAUGAGAUCUCCGCCCUCGACCGCCUCGACUCCGACGAUCUCGAAUCCCUCCGUGAGCGCCGCCUUCACCAGAUGAAAAAGAUGGCCGAGAAGCGUAACCGUUGGAUCUCCCUCGGACACGGCGAUUACUCCGAGCUUCCCUCCGAGAAAGACUUCUUCUCCGUUGUCAAGGCCAGUGAUCGCGUCGUCUGCCAUUUCUUCCGCGAAAAUUGGCCCUGCAAGGUUGCAGACAAGCAUUUAGGCGUGUUGGCAAAGCAGCAUAUCGAAACUCGUUUUGUGAAGAUUAAUGCUGAAAAAAGUCCGUUUUUGGCUGAGAAGCUCAAGAUCACUGUUCUUCCAACUCUUGCCCUCAUAAAGAAUGCCAAAGUGGAUGAUUAUGUGGUGGGAUUUGAUGAACUUGGUGGAACUGAUGAUUUUAGCACCGAGGAUUUGGAAGAAAGAUUAGCUAAAGCUCAAGUCAUCUUUUUGGAGGGUGAAUCAUCAAUUCAUCAAGCAAGGUCCACUGCACAAUCCAAAAGAAGUGUUCGGCAGGCCACAAGGGCAGAUUCAUCAGAUUCAGAGUAACUUUAACUUGCUUGAUGAGUUUUAUUUAUGUUGCUCUCCUGGAAAAAAUGAGCAUCUAGGUCAUACUAUAAUUGUAGUCUUCUUGACUACCUUGUGUGUAAUCUUCUAAGAUUUGAUAUCAUGAUUCUAGAUCUGAUUCUAGAAGAUCUAGUGUUUCUAGCAGUGGCUAUUACUGUUGCGAAGAUCAUCAUUUUUGCUGAAAUAUUUUUGAGAAAAUCAUCUGCUUGUACUAAAUGAUGUUAGUCAUUGUGAGUAAUUCUACAAGGUUUGAGAUUGACACAA